AUGGCGGAACCGGAGAUUCAGCAUGCUCGCCGAUUGUCGGCUGAGAACCAAACCAUCUCGAAAUCCGAUAUUCCCUUGAAGGAACGCUUCUUCCGUUACUUCCAGCAUGAAAUCACAGCCUUGCAGGAACAGAUGGACCGCCUAGCGGAUACGGCCCUUGUCGGUGGUGAACGAGCGGAUGCCACGGAUCAUUGCCUAGCCGGGAUUGUACGACUUUCAAACGAGGUUAAGGAUGCGGCGAGUUAUAUCCCGACCUACGAUCAAAGAGUCUACGCAGAGGCAAUCAAAGCCCUACAGGACAAAUUGAACGAAACUCGCGCAGCAUUCGAACCUCGCUCAAAAUUCAGUUUCAAGGCAAAGAAGAAUUCUUCCGGGAUCUCCCUCUCCGAUGCUGCCACGUUGGCCGCCGAAGGUCGUCGCAGUGUGCCAGGAUACCACUCUCCCGGUGCCUCGUCGAUGGGUUCGUCUGGCAAUCAAACUCCGAACUAUCCGUCAACUCCCUUGAAUGAACCGGACAAGCAACGCCAAGAGAGACCCGAGAUUGCGCCAACCUCUUUCCCUGCAAUUUCACCUACGGAGGUACUGGCAAGGUCUCAACUUGAUACCAAGCCUGGUCUGUCAGCAUUCGCGGCCAGCGGCAUAUCUUCCGUCUCCGUAGACGAUCAUUAUGGUCUGCACAUCAUGCUUCCGGCCUCUGGCUCUACUGCUACUGUCCCUGCCUCGAUUACUUCCCUUCUACAUUGCGUCGUUGACAUGUCGAUCCCCACUUCAAACGGAAAGCCCUAUGCCAGUUUGACCAUCAAGGACAUCAAGGAGAGUCUGCUGAUCUGCGGACAAGUGAACGGCCCGGCACACAUCACCGGGGUAGACCACAGUGUGAUGGUGGUUUCGUGUCGGCAGUUCCGUAUGCACAAUUGCAGCGACGUAGAUGUCUACCUCAGUUGCUCUAGUAACCCCAUCAUUGAGGAUUGUACCAAUAUUCGAUUUGGCCGGAUCCCUAAAGCCUAUGCACCUAAUCAUGACCGCUUGGAUCACGAAGAUCAUUGGAGCCAGGUUGAAGAUUUCAAGUGGAUCAAAGCUGAGCCAAGUCCGAACUGGAGCCUUUUGGAUCCUAGCGAUGCAGUCCCGGAGGAGGUCUGGGCUGAGAUCGUUCCCGGCGGGCCGGGAUGGUCCCUCGAAGACAUCCUGCACGCCAUCAAAUUGGUGAAAGGAUGA
This is a messenger RNA of Penicillium argentinense, 1215 nucleotides long. Its product is annotated as putative tubulin-specific chaperone c. Gene Ontology annotation, cellular component: cytoplasm. The transcript is spliced from 4 exons. NCBI's taxonomy places the organism in Eukaryota, Fungi, Ascomycota, Eurotiomycetes, Eurotiales, Aspergillaceae. Gene Ontology annotation, biological process: post-chaperonin tubulin folding pathway; tubulin complex assembly. Bases 1 to 1215 code for a protein of 404 amino acids. The record is from RefSeq and is a predicted model, not a curated record.